GGGCCCACGCGCGCAUUCCGUCGAGCACAUCGCCUGCAUAUAUACCCCACGAACGCGCGCCGUGGAUACCAGUACACCACCCACAAGCCACCCAUCGCAUUCGCAACCGCUCUCCGUUUAUAUCCCCGGCCUCACCACCUUGGCAUCACUACUUCUCCCUCCUCGCAACCUUUCCCCCCGUCUCGUUGGAAUCCAUGGCGUCCAAGUCCGCGGUCACCGCAGGUGGGCAGCCCAAGGAGAAGGAGGAGCCGUCCUCCAUGGCGGACGUGUACAACCACGAGCUGACGCCGCUGCAGAAGCACGUCGCCUUCUUCGACCGGAACAAGGACGGCGUCAUCCACCCCUCCGAGACCUACGAGGGGUUCCGCGCGAUCGGGUGCGGCGUCGCGCUGUCCGCCUUCAGCGCCGUCUUCAUCAACGGACUGCUCGGUCCCAAGACCAUACCGGAGAACAUGAAGGUUGGUGCUUUCAAGUUUCCGAUCUACGUAAAGAACAUCCACAAGGGCAAGCAUGGGAGCGAUUCGGGCGUGUACGAUGCCAAUGGAAGGUUUGUUCCUGAAAAGUUUGAAGAGAUAUUCAAAAAGCAUGCUCACACCAGGCCUGAUGCCCUGACAGGCAAAGAACUGAAUGAGUUGCUUCAAGCAAACAGGGAGCCGAACGAUUUGAAAGGACGAGUGGGUGGCUUCACAGAGUGGAAGGUUCUCUACUCGCUGUGCAAAGAUAAGGAGGGAUUUCUUCACAAGGAGACCGUCAGGGCGGUCUACGAUGGCAGCCUGUUUGUGAAGUUGGAGCAAGAGAGGAAGCAAGCUAAAGAAUCUGCCAAGAAGAAAUGAUGAAAACUAUCCCAAUACCCUCUUAUUUGUGAUUAUGCGCAAGUAUGCGUAAAUUAUGGUGUGCUUGCGAGUAUGGUUCUGUAAAUUAAUGUUGUGAUUUGAUUUCGUGUGUUUGCUUGUUCUUUUAUGGAAUGAGAAUUCAAAGCCUGUUUGUCUAGA
Aegilops tauschii subsp. strangulata is the source of this 992-nucleotide messenger RNA. Its product is annotated as probable peroxygenase 5. The record is from RefSeq and is a predicted model, not a curated record. Gene Ontology annotation, molecular function: calcium ion binding; monooxygenase activity. Lineage: Eukaryota; Viridiplantae; Streptophyta; Magnoliopsida; Poales; Poaceae.